Molecule: messenger RNA, 1942 nt
Organism: Bactrocera neohumeralis
Lineage: Eukaryota; Metazoa; Arthropoda; Insecta; Diptera; Tephritidae
Product: prostatic acid phosphatase-like
Exons: 7
Coding region: 486-1754 (422 amino acids)
Biological process (GO): dephosphorylation
Molecular function (GO): phosphatase activity
Source: RefSeq, a predicted model, not a curated record
GAUUUCCCUUCCGGACAAACCGCCAAGCGACGGAAAUUCAUUUCCAAUUCUGAAUGGCAGCGCCUGCUGCACCAUUUCAACUUCUGAGAUAUAAUCCGCUGUCGAAUCAGUCAUAAGGUUUAGAAUCAAGAGCGAAUCCAAGCAGUUCAGUGCAGUGUCGGUCGGCGCACGUUCACUUUUAUCAACAACUUGUGUACAAACAAAACUGCGAGUCUCAAACACGCAGCAGUUUACAAUAAUUAUUCAUUUUAACACUAAGCGCGGAGUUAAACGUCUGAUUUGAGUGUGUUUGAAGCUGUUAAGUGCAGUUCUGUAAAUAAAGUUAAUACAAAUAUACUUUUAAGCUCGUGUCUAAUUUUAAUUGUCAGCUUUUGGUGUGUUCGUUGUUCGUUAAUUACUUUUCUUCCGCCUAAUGACCGGUUUGGCUAAGCGACGUGUUUAAAAUAACUUUUUCGUGUGUGUAAUUGUGUUUUUUUAUUCCAAAAAUGUUUCUUCAGAAAAUUACGCGCAAACAUGUGAUAAUAUUGCUGAGUCUUUGUACUGUAAUAGCUGUAAUUCUCAUAUAUUUUUACACCACUACUGGCCAGCGCGGGGAAGCUGAUAGGUGGAUAAAUGAUGCUAAUUGUCCCACAGUAUCAGUGAACACCUCGAAAUCCACGCUAAAGCUCGUGCAUAUGGUGUUUCGUCACGGUGCGCGCACUCCGGUGACCACCUAUCCGAAUGACCCUUACGUGAACGAUACGUUUCAUCCCACUGGCUGGGGUCAUGUAACAAAUAAAGGAAAAGUUGAAUUAUAUCAUCUUGGAGAGUGGCUGCACAGGCGUUACGGAAAGUUUAUGGAACCACACUAUUCACCGGAGUACGUUUACGCUCAAUCAACUGCAUCACCGCGUGCAUUAAUGUCUAUGUCCACCGUUCUAGCUAGCUUCUUUCCGCCGCGUGGUACCGAUAUGGAGUGGAAUACCGAAUACAAUUGGCAGCCAAUACCUGUUUUCUCAGAGCCCUUAGAGCAAGACUCUCUACUUUUGGUACGCACACCCUGUCCGCGUUUUUUCGAGGCGCGCGAAGAAGUAUUUCAAUUACCGAAGGUAAAAGCAGAAUUGGCUGAGCACGAAGACCUUUUUCAAAACUUGACCAAACUGACUGGGGUGCCUAUUAAAAAUGCCGAUGAUGUCAAUUCUUUAUAUAACACUCUAUUGGCCGAGCAAGAGUUCGGCUACACCUUGCCCGCAUGGACCAAGGAUUACUUUCCUGAAAAAAUGCAGUUUUUAGCCGAGCAAAGCUUUAUCUAUAACGCAUACACCAAAGAAAUGCAAAAGAUUAAAGGAGGUCCCUUCCUUAAGAAGAUGUUUGCCGAGAUGUUGGAAAAGCGUAACGGCAAGCUUAGUCCCGGCAAUCGUAAGCUAUUCAUCUACGCUGCUCAUGACUGGACGGUAGGCAACAUAAUGGCGUCGUUGAAUCUGUGGGAAGGUCAAAUGUUGCGCUUUGCGGUCACACUUAUUUUCGAGUUACACCAAAACCAACAAACCGGCGAGUACUACAUUGAGAUUUAUUUACGAAAUAGUGAGGACGGCUGUGCUGAGUUGCUGUCGGUGCCGAAUUGUGGCGCGCAAUGUCCGCUGGAUAGACUAAUUGAGUUGAAUGCUGAUGUUAUACCUAAUGAAACGUAUGAGGAGCGUUGCAAGGCGAAAAAUUCUAAUUUCGUUGAGCCGCCAAAGCGUGCGGUGGAACGGGACCCGAACUCGAAACUUUAGUAAAAUUUAUGUAUACAACAAGUAUUAAUAUUAAGUGCAAAAAGUAUUAAUAUAUUUAAUUUAUGAUUACUGUUAGUAUUUUCAAAUCUAGUUGAAAAGUGUAAGAGUAAUGAAUUAUUAAUUAUUUUACUUUUUAUUGAUGUAACUUAAAUUUAAAAUAUUUUAAAUAAACCUACGCAAAUGUUUUA